Messenger RNA from Racocetra fulgida, 272 nucleotides. Lineage: Eukaryota; Fungi; Glomeromycota; Glomeromycetes; Diversisporales; Gigasporaceae. The record is from the annotation of a GenBank genome assembly.
AUGAACCACCGUCUCUUGAGAAAGAUGAAGCAGUAUUAAAAUCCAUAAGUGGAGAUAAAGAAAGAUGUUCACCUCAGAAUGAUAAAGAUUUCUGCGUUGCUCAAUGUGCGGUCCAGCUUGAGUCUUCUUUAUCUAAUCGUAAGCAUAAGGCCAAUGAAAUUGAGGAGGAUCGGACGUUCGGAAGAGUUUUUGUCACUGAUGCCGAAAAAUUCUAUUUUAUGGCCGCGGAACCGGUGGUCGUUGUAUAUAAAGACGAAAAUUUGCAAACUAAG